AUGACAGAGGCGCUACGGUUACUCCGCUCUCUUGACCUACCAGCAACGGCGGCGCUGGGGGCCAACAACAACACUCUGCAACCGUCUGCCGUGCACUCGGUAACCAUCCAGGACAUGGAGGGGCGCCUGCCACCGCUGGCGCUACAAAUCUUACGGGAGGAGCAGCAAACCCCGUCCCAAGACCCGCUGCAACGUGCCCUGUCUCUGGAGAGUGGGGCAGCAGCCGCCCGCCUGGCAGCUGCUGACCUGGCAAUGGCUAACCUGGCAGCAGAGACCCACCUGGCAGAGGCGGAUGAUGUUGGAGUUGGCGUCAUGCGGGAACAGCAGAUGCGUGUUCACCACCAACACAUCCUCCUCCCUCUACCGCUCGUGCUCAUGCUGUUGCUGUCCAUGCACCCCUCCCUCACUCCCACCUGA
This is a messenger RNA of Closterium sp. Naga37s-1, 417 nucleotides long. Lineage: Eukaryota; Viridiplantae; Streptophyta; Zygnematophyceae; Desmidiales; Closteriaceae. The record is from the annotation of a GenBank genome assembly.